AUGCAGCUUCUAUAUCUAUUCCUUACCGAGAGAGCUCACAUUGUACGAGGGAUGAUUAAAAGGCGGCUUGAUAGCAAGUUGUACAUAUUCAACUUUGUUACCUUGACCCUGGGAUACAUUGGGAUCUCCAUUCUCCUCUAUCUUCAUCGCAUUGCGAGAUUCGAUGACGGCCAGUGUGUCAUCGGAAAUGAUAGAUUAAGCAUUAUUCCAUUUCUCGUCUUCGGCACCAUUGUUGACAUCUAUCUGUCAAUACUUUUUUUCAUCCCUUUCAGAACGCUGUAUCAGUUCAGAGAUAUCAAUCCGACACCUGCAACAAAGAGACUCCGAGGAAUCGCUCUUAGAAGCUUCAUCGGGGGGUUUGCCGUCCUUACUACCAGUGUCGUCAAUGGGUUGGUCAUGAUCAUCAUGGAAGGCCAGAAAGGCUGGGUUUGCCUCCUUCUAUGCUGCAUCGAU
Clonostachys byssicola is the source of this 453-nucleotide messenger RNA. Lineage: Eukaryota; Fungi; Ascomycota; Sordariomycetes; Hypocreales; Bionectriaceae. The record is from the annotation of a GenBank genome assembly.